AUGGGACAUAACACUGCCACGGCUACCAUAGGACAUAACACUGCCACGGCUACCAUAGGACAUAACACUGCCACGGCUACCAUGGGACAUAACACUGCCACGGCUACCAUAGGACAUAACACUGCCACGGCUACCAUGGGACAUAACACUGCCACGGCUACCAUGGGACAUAACACUGCCACGGCUACCAUAGGACAUAACACUGCCACGGCUACCAUGGGACAUAACACUGCCACGGCUACCAUGGGACAUAACACUGCCACGGCUACCAUGGGACAUAACACUGCCACGGCUACCAUAGGACAUACAUAA
Candidula unifasciata is the source of this 312-nucleotide messenger RNA. NCBI's taxonomy places the organism in Eukaryota, Metazoa, Mollusca, Gastropoda, Stylommatophora, Geomitridae. The record is from the annotation of a GenBank genome assembly.